AGCAACUUUAAAGCCAUCUUGCCAUCAGAUGACACAAGUUUCGGUCCGCCAACCAGCGCCCCGGAGACCGUUCAGAUCAUCGGUUUGACUAAAGACUCGCUGAGAGCAGGUUCGAGUGAAUCGAACGAGUCGAAUCCGCUCCUCUUCACCAACAACGCGAAUCAGCUGACGACACUGACGGCGAUAACGUUGACCACCAGCUCAACUUAUCUGGUCGGCUCUUGCCGACUUCCACGACCGUCACGAUGUCGAGGCGGUCGUCAGUCGCGCUUCGCUCAGCAGCGUCAAUCGAAUGCGUCCGCAACAGCGGAUUAG
Protopolystoma xenopodis is the source of this 315-nucleotide messenger RNA. NCBI's taxonomy places the organism in Eukaryota, Metazoa, Platyhelminthes, Monogenea, Polystomatidea, Polystomatidae. The record is from the annotation of a GenBank genome assembly.